Molecule: messenger RNA, 1368 nt
Organism: Gaeumannomyces tritici R3-111a-1
Lineage: Eukaryota; Fungi; Ascomycota; Sordariomycetes; Magnaporthales; Magnaporthaceae
Exons: 1
Coding region: 1-1368 (455 amino acids)
Molecular function (GO): protein binding
Source: RefSeq, a predicted model, not a curated record
AUGUCAAUUAUGGACUCCAGCAAACUCUACGCCCUCCAAGAGGUCCCGGGUAAAGGCCUGGGCCUCGUCGCCACCACCAAGAUCGCUAAAGGCACACGCAUCCUCUCCGAAGCGCCUUUGUUCCGGGUUCCUCAAUCCACGAUCUCCAAGAAGCAAGUGUGCGACUCUCUGUCAAAAAAAGUCGCCGCGCUCAGCGACGAUAAACGCCAGGCUUUCUUCUCCCUCCGCAAUUCCUUUGAGGAUGAAGCAACCCGGGAGCUAGGCAUUACCCGUACCAACGCGCUGCCCAUUGGAUCCAACGCGGCGACGGGCGGCAUCUUCCUCGAGGCGUCGCGUAUCAACCAUGCCUGCCUCCAGAACGCCCAAAAUACCUGGAAUGAGGGCCUCCAGCAGCUCACCAUCCACGCCAUUCGCGAUAUCAACCAGGGCGAAGAGAUUACCAUCAUGUACAUCGAGGACCGCGCGAACCGCGCCGCACGCCAACGCACUUUGCAGCGUGAUUUUCGCUUCACCUGCUCCUGUCAACUCUGUUUGCUCCCUCCCUCCCUCCGCGCUUCCAGCGACGCGAGACUGGACGAGAUUCAACGGCUAGACAAGUCUAUCGGCGACGGAAUACAGAUUACCGCUUCUCCUCUCCAGGCCCUGCACAACGUGCGCAAGCUGCUGAAGCUGUUUGAAGAGGAGGGUCUCCAAGAUGCAAGCGUGUCCCGGGCGUACUACGACGCCUUCCAGAUUGCUGUCGUCCACGGCGACAGGGCACGGGCAAGAGUCUUUGGCGAGCGAGCCGCCGCAACUCGGGCGAUAGUGGAAGGCGACGACAGCCCCACAGUCCGUCGAAUGAAGGACCAAGCCAGGGACCCAACCCGGCACCCGACAUACGGCCACUCUUCGCGGUGGCAAACCUCUACCGACGACAUCCCUUCCAGUCUCUCGGCCGAGGACUUUGAAACUUGGCUGUGGAGGGAAGAAAAAGAGAUACCGCAGGAGCAGCCGCAGCACGCCGGUCUCCGCGACGAGGCAACGUUCCCUUCCUUUAACGAGCUGCCGGAGGAAAACGACCUCGACCUCGAAUUUUACGAAUCCACCAACGGGUUUUCGUACAGCCCGCGCAAGCACUGGUGUUUCCUCGCCGAGAUCAUUGACAUCGAAAACUUCCUGCGCCUGAGGCUCAUCGUCAAGGACGGGGCCGGACAUGAUGCGGUCGUCGCGUUCUACACCCCCGACCGCGGCCGCGAACUAGACCCUUCAUGCAUACGGAAGGGCUUUACUCUAGCCAUUCUUUACGCGGAGCAACAUGGGUUUCUCGACAUGUCUACGGGAAUCCGACUCGAAGAUCCUACGGUGCUGAAGGUACGCUUCUAUCUCUAG